Messenger RNA from Didymodactylos carnosus, 861 nucleotides. NCBI's taxonomy places the organism in Eukaryota, Metazoa, Rotifera, Eurotatoria, Philodinida, Philodinidae. The record is from the annotation of a GenBank genome assembly.
AUGGAUUUAAUAUUUCCAAAUGAAUUAUUUUUGGAUUUAUUCGAAUAUUUAUCUCAUAUCGAUUUGUAUCGUUGCUUUUACGGCUUAAAUUCUCGAAUUAAUUCAAUUGUUCGUGAGCAUCUAACGUGCAUUAGUCUGUUCCCAUCGGAUCUGGCUGAUAACGAAACAUCUUAUUGUAUACAACAAAUGAUACUCAAAUUUUGUGAACAAAUUAUCUAUUUACGAUUAGGCUCGGUGAGUAUUCCUGUCGAGAUAUUCACAAAUUUACAAACAUUAAAACUUCAAUAUCCUUAUGUUCGACAACUAAAUCAAAUUCAUUCAACGACAUUUCCAUAUCUAAAAACAUUAUGUGUCAUCGGGUUUAAUAAAAGAAGUGUUACACAAGAAUAUGAACAAUUGUAUUGUCGUAUAUUCUAUGGUGAAUUUGAUUCAUUACUUCAACUUGAAUUACCGUAUAUUCGAUCCUAUUUAGAUCAUCAAAUAUCAUCAAAAUGUUUACUUGAAUAUUUAAAAAUCGGUCGAAGUUCACAAAGAAACGUUUGUUUAUUAAUACAAAACUUAGUUCAUUUAAAAACAUUAUCAGUUGGUCUCGAUAGGGAUAAUAAAUGGACAAGUCGAAUGGAUUAUAAUAACCCUACCUUAACUAGACUUGAUUUAAAAGUAUUUCAUAAUUCAAUGACAUUUGAUGAAAUCGAAGAUCUAUUAACACAUGUGCUGAAUUUAACAUAUUUUACAUUUACAAGUGAAUAUCUACAAUAUUCCCAGUUUAGAUCAAAAUUAAAAGAUUUAUUGAGUAAAAGAUUAAUAUCAGGUUCAAUUAAGUUCAUUUUUAAUGUUCCUCAAAUUUCAGAAAUCCAAUAA